This is a messenger RNA of Schistosoma rodhaini, 2003 nucleotides long. Lineage: Eukaryota; Metazoa; Platyhelminthes; Trematoda; Strigeidida; Schistosomatidae. The record is from the annotation of a GenBank genome assembly.
CUACUUUCAAAUCGUUAAUGUCAAUAAGAAAUUAUGAAGUAAUCGAACUUUGACGGCUCAUCUUUUAAAAUCAAAGGGGUGUGAUCUAUAAUGUCUGUAAUUAAUAUUUUUAAGUUCAUUGGCUAAUUUCAAGGUUAAUCCAAGUUACUUGUUCGUUUUUAAUUGGUUGAUAUAUUUAGCGAUAAAUUUUAGUUACUUAAAAUAACAAUGCGUUGGUGGGAUAACUUCUAUUGGUUACAGAUGACUAGGUGUUAUUCGGCAAGAUAAAUACGAGUUGUAGUACAGAUGAUACGCAUAUUAAUAGGUGAGAAUGCUAAGAACGUUAAACAGUAACCUAAUAGACUGGAUGCUACCGACUGGCGAUAUUAAGGCAGCUUUUAAUGAUAUACCGACUGGACAUACACCAACUUAUGCAACCGAUGAUAGUUAUAAAGAUUUUUCUAAAUGGGAAAACUUAAAUACUCCAACACCACUUGACAAAGAAUCUGAAAACUAUUUCAUAUAUCCACCGAACCCAGUAAUAAAAGUUGAGCCAAGUGAAGAUGAACAGAAUAUUCAAAACAGAAAUAAUUCACAAUUACUUGAAGUACAAUAUUUAAAACCGUUGGCUACCAAUACAAAUGAUCAAACAGUCACUCAACCGCAAACUCAGUCUCCUUUGGUUUAUUUGAAUUUAGAAUCACAUCCGAAUUCAUCUAAUACUGAAGAAAUAAAAUUAGAAAUAUUGAAUGGAACAGUAUCAUUGGAAUCCCACACGACUCCAAUUAAAAAUUAUAACUCAAAUGCUAUAUUUGAUCACUGGUCAACCGAUUCUUUAUUAAACUCGACGAAAUUUAAUACUGAUACUGUCUCCUCUAACUAUAGAAACCUAUAUGAUAAUACAUAUAACAUACCAGAAAAUCAAACACCAUGGUCUACAUAUCAAACUAGUGAUAUUGUUAUUAUUCCAACUAUCGAUGGUAAUAGUAAUCAUAAUGGAAUUAUCAGUGAUCAGCGAAGCUAUAUAACUCCAGAAAGAGUUCCCACCUGUUCUACAUGCUCUGUAUUAAAUAAAGUAAUAGAUAAUAAAUUUGAUUUUAAUCAGUGUAAAAGUGAAUAUUAUUACAAUACCAUACAGACUGAACCAAAAUCUAUUCAUAACAAAUGUCAAAAAUUAUCUGAUCAACAGAAACCAUUUAUAUGUGGUAUAUCAAGUUGCAACAAACGUUUUGUUCGAAUUGAUGAGCUUAAACGUCAUCAACGUACACAUAGUGGAAUUAAACAGUUUAUAUGUGAUAUUUGUGGAAAAGGAUUUACACGAAGUGAUCAUUUGAUGACACAUCGUCGUACACAUACUGGUGAACGACCAUAUGAAUGCAAAAUAUGUGACAGACGAUUUGCACGUUCCGAUGAACGUAAUCGUCAUACUAAAACACAUAUGCGUGAUAAACCAAGAAGAGGACGUAAACCUAGAAAUGCAUCUAUUCCUUCUUUAACAACAUUAUCAUCAUCGUCAUCAAAAGAAGUAUUAGUAUCAACUAACUUUCCUAAUUACAAUGUACAUCCAUAUUAUUCUAUGCCAUCGGACCAUAUAUCAUUUAUGCACAGAAAUACCACUAAUAACAACGAUGUGUAGUUGUAUAAAACACUAAACGCACAACGAUAAUACCCCACCCUCUCUAUAUCUGCCUAUCAGUUUGUACAGCCCUAACUCCCGAAACUCCUCAUUCAAACCCAAUUAUUGCAAGAUAAUUUUGAUUUCAUGUAGAUAAUGAUUUUGAUUAUAUGGAUCUUUAACACAUCCUAUGUUUUAUGCAUUUGACCUACCACUACUCUACUCAAUCACUCAUUACCUCCUUGAUAUCUCAUUGAAUCCAGAUGAACUAUUUCGAUUCGCUAUACUCCCAAGCAAUCCUCAUCACCUAGAACUAUAUAUCAAAUGCCUUUAUUACUGCUUUUAUUAUUUUCAUCAUCACCACUGUUAUUUUUUAUUUCAUAUUAAUUAAAAACAAAAGUAAAUUGAA